Messenger RNA from Coregonus sp. 'balchen', 2869 nucleotides. NCBI's taxonomy places the organism in Eukaryota, Metazoa, Chordata, Actinopteri, Salmoniformes, Salmonidae. The record is from the annotation of a GenBank genome assembly.
GAAGAAGAAGAAGAAGAACAUAAACAGUCUACAUAUAAUCUGCUGCAUCACUAGAGAAAAGGGAGGGAACGGCCAGGCAUUACGGCCUUUUCGUUUUUGUGUGUCUAGUGUUGAACCUCGCUUGGUGUAAACUUAAGUUUUGUAGAAAACUUGAUAUUUACAUAGUUCGCCAUGUCCAAGGAGAUCGAAGGAACAAGGCCUGCCGUCGAGGAGGCAACCCACGAGGAACAGCAGGUUAGAUUUUAAUUAUUUUGAUGCUAACAAGCUAGGGUAAUGCUACACUGCGAGUAGCUUACUAGCCAUGAUGAUUAUGUCAAAUCUGGCUGUCAAAUCAGCAGUUUAGAUGGUUAGCUAGCUAACGUUAGUGACUUAGUUUAUUUCAAUGUGCAUGUGUUUAUAUCAUCAAUGUGCAUUGAACUGUGUACAUAACCAUUAUUUUAACUAUCAAAGAUGAGUGGUUAGCUAGCUAAUUAGGAACACCGUGAUAGCUUUCUCAAUUUACGGGUAGCUAACAUUUUGUCUGCCUGCGUUUAUGCAUGCCGUAAAGCUUUUUUUGGCCACAUUGCUGCUAAACAGAAGGCUUUGUUGCCAGCUUGUAACCUAACCCCACUUACUGGAUAAUCAAAUCAAAGGACAUUCCUCUGAUAGAAUCAUAACUAAUUAAAAAACCCUAUUUCUUGAGCUGCAUUGUUGGUUAAGGGCUUGUAAGUAAGCAUUCACGGUAGGGUCAACUACACCUGCUGUAUUCGGCACAUGUGACAAAUACAAUUUGAUUUGAACUAGUAACUAAACUAAUCGUGACUUGUCAACCCCGAGAUUGACAAAACACCUUUUUGUUGCUGCCUGAACUGUGACAUUAACAUGACAUUACAUCAUAACAUGUCACCCCCAACCCCAUUCAUUAUUUGUGUUUUUAUACUGCGUAUUGUGUGUUCUUCUGUCCACUCAGGAGAUGGAUGACACAGUCCUCAGCCCAGAGAAGGCAGAGGAGGUGAAACUAAAGGCCAGGUUCCCUCAUCUUGGAACCAAGCCUGGGGGCUCUGACCUGCUCCGGAAACGGCUUCAGAAAGGGGUAAUAUGGCCCUUUGGUUGUGCCCUACAUACACAACACUUUGGUAGCUGUAGAUCAGGGUUCUUCAAUUCUGGUCCUGGAGGGCCAAAACACCUCUGUUUUUCAUCCUCUCCUUCUAAUCAGGGGCUAAUUCAGACCUGGGACACCAGGUGAGUGCAAUUAACUACCAGGUAGAAAUAAAAAAACAGAAGUGUUUCGGCCCUCCAGGACCGGAAUUGAAGAACCCUGCUAUAGAUGCUUCUAGUUAGGCCGAAACAUGCAAACUAGGUUAUUUACACUUUACUUUCACAGCAAUGCGUUUUUGUUAUGGAAUCAUUGUCAUGCUUUUUAUAAACACUCAUUUUCUUUGAAAGAGUCAAACAAACACAGACUUCUUUGAACACAAAACAACAUCUUUGUAAAGGCUGUGAUUUUUUUUAAAUUUAAAUUUUUUCUCUCUGCAGCAAAAGUUCUUUGACUCUGGGGACUACAACAUGGCCAAGGCUAAGGUGAAGAACAAGCAGCAGCUCCCUGCGGUGACGCCGGCUGAGAAGGCAGAGAUAACCGGGGACCACAUCCCCACACCUCAGGACAUCCCCCAGAGGAAGCCCUCCAUCGUGGCCAGCAAACUGGCUGGCUGAGGGGCUGACGAAACUAGGGAAGCUUUGGAACUUUUACCUGUUCUGUUCUGGUGUUAACCAUUUCAUUGCUCUCUCCUCUCUUUUCUCUCGAGCCGGCCGCAAUUCGUUUCCUACUACCCUUACCCCUUGGCCCUAACCCUUCUAUCUUUGUUAUAUCUUGCCAGCGCUUCCACCAUAGUACCUACACCUUACAGAUUUGAAUGAUUAGGGCCAAAGGAAGGGGCAGAGAGUGAAUUCAGAUCAGCGCAUGCUCGCUCCCUCAUCUCUCUUUCUUCUGCACCCCUUUCUCCCAUCACCACCUUCUUCUCUAUAUGAAUUCUGAAAAAUAAUAUUUUUGAGAAUCGAGCAGAAAGACUCCUGAGAAAUAUUGCUGCCGGAGGAUGACUGUCUUCGGUUAGUGACUGAAAUUAUUGGUAAAAAAAAAAAAAAAAGAGACAAAUGUUUGCCAAGUCUACUUCAAAGGGGCCUGUAUAUCUACUGUAGUGACAGAUGGAAACUGUACGUAGCCUAUCACCAUGUAUGGGAGAGGCCAGUUCAAUGUCUUAAACAUGUUUUACCUUUUUAUAGCUUCCAUUGACAUUUAAAUUAUGAGGUAAUAUUCUAGAAUCCUUGAUCACGCCUAGAAUCCCCUCCUAGUCUGGUCCCAGAUCUAUUUCUGCUGUCUGGCCAACUUCUUGACCUACGGUCGUUGUCUAGACAACACAAACCGAUCUGGGACGAUCAGGCCUAAUUGCCCUCCUUCUCCACUGUCCAAAGCUAUGUUCUUUGUUUUGAUGCAUUGAUUGAAAAUAGCCCGUAUCACACAGAUGUCGUGUAUAUUAUCGAUCUCAUCUAAACCUCUUAAAUGGCCUUUUUAACAGUUAUGAGCCACUGUUUUCUCUUGGGCAAUAUUUGCUCGCUCACUCCAGUGAGAGAAUCUUUGCUUGUCUGAAAUGGCUUUCUAGAUAGAGUACUACGUUUUUGAGGCUCUGGUCAAAAGUAGGACGCCAUUCUGAUGACACAGCCUCUGUGAAUCAAGCCUAGGAACGCCUGCCUGCCACUAUCUGAGACUCAGGUAAUUUAGGUCUAGUAGUCAAGGAACUCACUUAAAUGGAAUGUCGGUCUGAAGGGUGUGCAUGUGCAUUGACUGGGUGUAGUCACAUUGUGCCAUUUGUAAAUAAAAUAGUUUUGCACAAUA